AUGCCAUCUGUGUACACAAGACAAACCACAUCUGCCAUUGUGUUCACAGUGGCUAUCGCUUCCAUCUUGGCCAAAACUAUGACUGUGGUCCUGGCCUUUAGGGCCACUAAGCCAGGGAGCAAGCUCAGGAGGUGGCUGAGAUCAGCAGUAUCUCAUUCCCUCAUUUUCCUUUGUACACUUAUACAGAUGUGCCUCUGCUGCAUCUGGCUGGGGACAGAUCCCCCAUUCCUUGAGGAGGAUACACACUCUGAGGUUUCCUUCAUUGUCAUUCAGUGCAAUGAGGGCUUCCUUGUGAUCUUCUACUGUGUCCUUGGCUACAUGGGCUUCCUGGCGUUGGUCAGCUUUACAUUGGCUUUCCUGGCUAGGAAUCUGCCAGACACUUUCAAUGAAGCCAAGUACCUGACAUUCAGCAUGCUGGUGUUUUGCAGUGUCUGGAUUUCCUUCUUGCCUGCAUAUCAGAGCACCAAGGGGAAGCUCAGCUAUGGCCCAUUUGAUCUUCUCCUGUCUGAUGAGGUCCUGUACCCAUAUGUCUAUCAGCUGGGCAGCAGGGAAUCCACUCUGCACUUGGCAGCAGUUCAACUGAUGCUACAUUUUGGCUGGACUUGGGUGGGGCUGGUUAUUUCAGAUGACCUGACAGGGGAACAAUUCUUCAGGACUCUUAAAGAGGAGAUGGCCUGGAAUGGUAUCUGUCUGGCUUUUACAGAACGAGCUCCUGAACUCUUUCAAAAGGAGCAUGAUGAAUUUAAACUCUUGUCUAGGAUUCUUCGGUCCUCAUCCAAAGUGAUUUUCAUCUAUGGCAACACCAACUCCCUUGGUGAAAUUUCUGAAUUAUUGAAUGAAUAUAAAUUGCAUGGGAAGAUGUUGGUCACCACCUCAUCCUGGGAUUUUUUUGCAGAUUCUAAGAAUAUGAUAAUGAGCAAUUUUCAUGGAACAUUGAUGUUUUCUCAUUUCGAGAGGGAGAUCCCUGGUUUCACAGAUUUCCUAAGCAGUGUGCAUCCCCGUGCCAACCCUGAGGACAUUUUCCAAAAGUCUUUCUGGGAGGUGGUCUUUGAUUGUAAACUUUCAGAAAUAAAUUCUGUCGAUAUAGCACAUGAACGAUGUGAGGAAAAUUCAUCUUUUGCCCACGUACCACAUAUUUAUUUGAACAAGAUCAUAAUUGGGAAGAGUUUUAAUAUCUACAAUGGGGUUUAUUUCUUUGCUCAUGCUCUCCAUCAUAUGCUUCAGACUGAAGCAAGAGAUAUAUCAGAACUUGCAGCAAAACCACUUCUUUCUUGGAAGCUCCACCACUUCCUGAAGUGUGUUAAUCCUGUCUAUGGAUUCCGAGUUGAGUUAUGUGGGGAUGGAACCUCCAUGACUACUGAGGCAUAUAAUAUCCUGAAUUUUAAAUCAUUUCCUGGUAGAUUUUCAGUAGAGGUCAAAGUUGGAGAAGUGAUUCCUCAGGAAAAGGUGUUAAGUAUUAAUGAAGAGGACAUAGAUUGGCCAGAAGAUUUCCCUCAGAUUCCAACUUCUAUAUGCAGUGUGACCUGUAACCCUGGUUACAGAAAACAGUCUCUUGAAGGCCAGCCCAUCUGCUGCUUUGACUGUACCCUUUGCCCUGAUGGGAAGAUUUCCAAUAAAACAGAUGCAGAAGAGUGUAUACAAUGCCCGGAAGAUCAGUACCCAAGCAAGGAGAAAGAUAGAUGCCUGCCCAGGACAGUAACUUAUCUGGCUUAUGAAGAGACUCUGGGAAUGAUUCUGGCCUCUGCAGCUCUCUGCUUCUCCAUUCUCACCACCUUUGUCCUAGGAGUAUUUGUUAUGCACAGAGACACCCCCAUAAUAAAAGCCAAUAAUCGCAGUCUCAGCUACAUUCUGCUUACCUCUCUCACCCUUUGCUUCCUUUCUUCCUUACUCUUCCUUGGUUGUCCCACACCAGCCAUCUGCAUCUUAAGGCAAACCACAUUUGCCAUUGUGUUCACGGUGGCCAUUGCUUCCAUCUUGGCCAAAACCAUCACUGUGGUUCUGGCCUUUAGGGCCACUAAGCCAGGGAGCAAGCUCAGGAGGUGGCUGAGACCAGCAGUAUCUCAUUCCCUCAUUUUCCUUUGUGCCCUUAUACAGAUGUGCCUCUGUAGCAUCUGGCUGGGGACAGAUCCCCCAUUUCUUGAGAUGGAUACACACUCUGAGGUUUCCUUGAUUGUCAUUCAGUGCAAUGAAAGCUCCCUUGUGACCUUCUACUGUGUCCUUGGCUACAUGGGCUUCCUGGCCUUGGUCAGCUUUACAUUGGCUUUCCUGGCAAGGAAUCUGCCAGACACUUUCAAUGAAGCCAAGUACCUGACAUUCAGCAUGCUGGUGUUUUGCAGUGUCUGGAUUUCCUUCUUGCCUGCAUAUCAGAGCACCAAAGGGAAGGCCAUGGUGGCCAUGGAGAUCUUUUCCAUCCUGGUCUCCAGUGCUGGGAUUCUCACCUGUAUCUUUGCUCCCAAAUGCUAUGUGAUACUUCUGUGUUCAGACAGAAACACCCUGAAGAUAAUGAAAAACAAAGCUGAUCACUGA
Molecule: messenger RNA, 2526 nt
Organism: Monodelphis domestica (gray short-tailed opossum)
Lineage: Eukaryota; Metazoa; Chordata; Mammalia; Didelphimorphia; Didelphidae
Source: RefSeq, a predicted model, not a curated record